AUGGGUUUCCGUUUACCUGGUAUUAAACGAGCAUCCAAGGGAGCUGAAAUCCCAAAAGGUUUUUUUGCAGUCUAUGUUGGAGAUAACAAAAGGCGGUUUGUGAUUCCUAUAUCAUUCUUGAACCAGCCUACUUUUCAGGAUCUACUGAGUCAAUCAGAAGAAGAAUUUGGAUAUUCUCAUCCAACGGGUGGUCUCACAAUUCCUUGUACGGAGGAUGUGUUCCUGAAUGUCACUUCUAGCUUCAAUGGGCUAUAUGUCAUAUUGUCCACGAGCAAAACUGAGAACCCUAAUUUAUCUGAGACAGCCUUAGCCACUGGCUUGCUCUUUGAGACAUUUGAAAUGGGUUUCCGUUUCCCUGCAAUUAGAAGGGCUUCAUUUACUGGUAGCCAAUCAUCUUCAAAAGCUGUAAACAUGGCAAAGGGGUAUUUUGCAGUGUAUGUAGGAGAGAGAAUGAAACGGUUUGUGAUCCCCAUGUCAUACUUGAACCAACCUUCAUUUCAAGACUUGCUGAGUCAAGCAGAGGAAGAAUUUGGAUACAAUAAUCCGAUGGGUGGUCUUACAAUUCCUUGCACAGAAGAUGUUUUUUUGCAUGUUAUAUCUAGCUUGAAUGGGCUCUAA
Messenger RNA from Vigna umbellata (rice bean), 618 nucleotides. Lineage: Eukaryota; Viridiplantae; Streptophyta; Magnoliopsida; Fabales; Fabaceae. The record is from RefSeq and is a predicted model, not a curated record.